CUUCCGUAGCUCUAUCCUCUCUCUCUCUCUCUCUCUCGCGAGUCACAGAAGAUGAGGUGUGCUUUUCUGAUUGGUGGAUACACGUAUCUUCGUUCCAGCAGGAGUAGACCGGGAAGGGUUUUUCUACUCUGCUUCGAGUGGGUUUCUGCUCCGAUUUGAUUCAAACAACAGAAGCCGAAAUUUCUAGCGAGCGAGCGAGAGAGAGAGAGAGAGAGAGAGAACUGUAGAGUGAGAAUGCAUUCAUCAUCACCUGUAUUGAUCGCGCCCGCUUUGAUAUUCUUGUUAAUUUUCGGCCUCAGUUCACAGGUCGAUGCAUUGUACGGAUCAUCAUCGCCGGUGCUUCAGCUAAACCCCACCAAUUUCAAGUCUAAGGUUUUGAAUUCAAAUGGGGUUGUUCUGGUAGAGUUCUUUGCACCUUGGUGUGGUCACUGUAAAGCUCUGACACCGAUAUGGGAAAAGACGGCUACUGUCUUGAAAGGUGUUGCUACUGUGGCAGCACUUGAUGCUGACGCUCACCAGUCCCUUGCCCAGGAAUACGGGAUUAAGGGAUUUCCUACCAUAAAGGUGUUUGUUCCCGGGAAACCUCCAGUAGAUUACCAAGGAGCUAGGGAUGUCAAACCCAUUGCAGAAUUCGCCUUGCAACAGGUAAAGACACUUCUGAAAGAUCGGUUACACGGAAAAGAUACAGGAGGAUCAAGUGAGAAAUCUGAAUCUACUGCAUCAGUGGAACUGACUUCGCAUAAUUUUGAUGAGCUAGUGGUUAAAAGUAAAGAACUUUGGGUUGUGGAGUUCUUUGCACCUUGGUGCGGACACUGUAAGAAGCUUGCUCCAGAAUGGAAGAAAGCUUCGAAUAACUUGAAAGGCAAGGUCAAGCUGGGUCAUGUGGACUGUGAUGCAGAGAAGUCUCUGAUGAGCAGGUUCAAUGUACAAGGAUUCCCCACUAUUUUCGUAUUCGGUGCAGAUAAAGACAGCCCAUUCCCUUAUGAAGGUGCAAGAACUGCCUCAGCUAUCGAAUCAUUUGCUCUGGAGCAGCUGGAAACAAAUGUUGCACCUCCUGAAGUAACCGAGUUGACUGGCCCAGAUGUCAUGGAAGAGAAGUGUGGUUCAGCUGCCAUUUGUUUUGUUGCUUUCCUCCCUGAUAUUUUGGACUCCAAGGCGGAGGGGAGGAACAAGUAUCUACAGAUGAUGUUAUCCACUGCCGAGAAGUUCAAAAGGAGUCCUUACAGCUAUGUAUGGGCAGCUGCUGGUAAGCAGCCGGAUCUUGAAAAGAAUGUGGGCGUUGGUGGUUAUGGGUACCCAGCUCUGGUAGCCCUUAAUGCGAAGAAAGGAGCAUAUGCCCCACUUCGGAGUGCAUUUGAGCUUGAACAUAUAAUAGAAUUUGUAAAAGAAGCUGGACGUGGGGGAAAGGGUAAUUUACCCCUAGGGAGCACGCCCGUAAUUGUUCAGACUGAACCUUGGGAUGGUAAAGACGGAGAGAUUGUCGAAGAAGAUGAGUUCUCUCUCGAAGAACUAAUGGGAGAAGAAUCUGCAAGCAAGGAUGAGCUCUAACCAGUUCAGAUUAUUAUCACUAAGGAUAAUGAGAACCCUGUCUGGAAAUGAUUUUGAUGUUACGAGCAAUUUGUUAAAUGUCAUGGAUUGUUCUGAGCAAUGGAUUGUUCUCAUUUUGAUGAUUUGUUUAAUCUAAUUAGAGCAUUUUCUUCGGUUCA
Rhododendron vialii is the source of this 1706-nucleotide messenger RNA. Its product is annotated as protein disulfide isomerase-like 2-3. Gene Ontology annotation, biological process: response to endoplasmic reticulum stress. Lineage: Eukaryota; Viridiplantae; Streptophyta; Magnoliopsida; Ericales; Ericaceae. The coding region runs from base 235 to 1548 and encodes 437 amino acids. Gene Ontology annotation, cellular component: endoplasmic reticulum lumen. The record is from RefSeq and is a predicted model, not a curated record. Gene Ontology annotation, molecular function: protein disulfide isomerase activity; protein-disulfide reductase activity. The transcript has 9 exons.